GUUUCACAAAAUACACCGCCCGCUGUAAAUAAGAGACUGAGGACCGCACCCGGAUCCUGCACUUGGUGACUUUUGAUGGGGGUCUCUUAUUGUUACGUCCAUUUACCGGAAAGCUGCCUGCGCUACGCUGUCUCUUUUGCUACCACCUAUUACUGAUUAUUUUCUUCCGCUGCCGAUAGUGAGAGGCGGCCCUGUGCCCGGGCUGGACGGUACUCGGCAGCCCCGCUGUCGGAAUGUCCGCCCCGGCCUCUGAGUGCGAGCUGUGCGGGGAGUUGAGCUCCCGGAGCGGCGAGCGCCGCCACUUCACUGUCCGCACCUCCUGCACCAUCCCGGGCGUCCUGAGCGGAGUCCGCCUCCUGCAGCAGAAACUCCAGGCACCUCUGACCGAGCUUGUCCUGCAGGAGAAGCAACAGGGGCAAGGGCAGCGCUGCCCUGAAAGCCCGGCCUCCAGCACUGCCGAUGAAGAUGACAGUGAAGAUGAACCAGCUGAUAAAGGAGAUGGAGAUGCACCUCCUUCAAAAAGGACUAGGAAACAAUGUUGACUUACCAUCUGAAGCUGUCUAACUGCUCCAGUUUGUUUGAGAUGCUGCAAUGACGACUUCCUUUAAAAACACUCACCGGUUUAAAUUAAGGCGCUUCAUGGCUGCUCAACUUUUUCUAUUAAUUAAAGAUAUUUUUGAAAGUGGACAAAUUUUGAAAAACCUGACAUUUGUUUAUGCAAACCAUAAGUGAUAAUUCUAUAAUGUUCUUGUUUUUGCUUUUUCUUCAGAGAAAAUGAAGUCUUACAGACUGUCUGAGUGACAAGGACAGAUCUCCGUAGUGGAAAUCUUGUCUAAAGUAGAUACGUGAAUAGGAAUAUUGUGACUAUUUUAACAAAUUUUCAGUGAUUUUUAAGACAACUAAUUAAGCCUGCAAUUUACCCAUGUUCCCAUAGUGAGCCCUAGAUGAUUGCUGUUAGAUUGACAUUGACUCUGCCGAGAAGGCAGUGGGAGUUUGUAAUUAAAUUUCUUCAUUAAAAUGACUUACUGCCACGGCACAAUACUUUUCAUCUCUUGCUGGCUCAACUUCAGAAGUGUAGUUCUGAAAAGGUUGCGUAAUUGUAUAAAACGCUGUAAUACAAUCCCAAACUGAAAUCGGGCUUGAUAGCUCAUGCUUUUUUUUUGUUACUAACGUGAUCUCUCGCUGCAAUGUAUAAGUGUGCAGUGUUGCAGAUUUGGUUUUAACAAAAAAAGACACGUUCCUUUCAUGAAAAACUGAAUUAGAAUAAAUCAAACUUUUUACGUAUAACAUUUAAAGGUUUUGAAACACAGUAGAAAAUACAACCUCAUUAAUCCCAAAAGCAUUCCCUUACAAUACUCAAACGCCAGUGAGAAUGUUCUAUCCCACAUUGGAUUUGACCUAGCUGUGGCUUCAAUUCCCAGUCAUGAAAAUCUGUUGGCCUCUUCCUUAAUUCAUCUUAUAACGUGGAGGUGAGAAAUUUUAAGAGUUUUAACCAAACGCUUAGGGUCUAGAAUUUUUCAACUAAAUUCCUCACAAUGAGGUAACUUAUUAUAACAAUUCUAAACAAUCUUCUCCCUUUCACAUGAGCAACUACUUUAUACGUCCAGUUUUGGCCAAUUACUACGUGCAGAACUGACUUAAACUGAAACUAAAAUGCUAAUUACAAAAUUACGGGUGUUUUCCUUAAGCUUCCAAAAAUAACCCCAGAAUCUUCAAUCUGAAAGCAUUACUUCGGGAGAGUUUACAAGUGAACAAUGUAAAAGAAUUUCCAUUAACUUCCAAGUUUUUUUUUUAAGAAGUUUUAAAAUACGUCAUUAUGUCCACAGAACCAAUUAAUCAUUAAACUCCUUCAGGCACACACAGCCGGUAUGCCACUAGUUCAAAUUCAAAAAUAAAUUACAUUAAAAUAUCUAUGAAUUACAUACCUUACUACAAUCAUAACACUAGCUAACAACAUUAUUGCCAUUGGUUGAUGCUCUGUUGUCAAAUGAUCUCUUACAGGAAUAGAAUGAUUGCAACAUAGAACUCACCAUGUGUCUUAGCCUAGUACCACUCACCCCCUCCCAUCCGAUGUUCCUUUUAAGCUACAUGACUGCACGGUUGAUCAGAGGGUCUGGGCAAGCCAUCUGGUGUGUGAGCAUUGGGCAUCUUUGCAGCAGCAGAAAAACAUUAAAUCAUAGCUUUCACCUCACGUCGCAUGUUCUAACCGGUUAACUAUGCAACUCUUUUAAGGGCCUCAAAUUAUCUUGCUACCACCACUGUCAGGCAGUGCAAUGCAACUCUGAACAGUUCACCUUGUAUUUUUUAACAAAAUCUUCCAUCAAUGCUUGUUUUGACAAUCAUUUUAAAUUGUGUCCACUGGUUCUGAAUCCUUCCAUCAAUGGAAACAGUUUCUUCCCCAUUUUGCACUGUCCAGCCCUCAAGAUUUUGAAUAUUUCUAUCAUAUCUUUUUAAGAGGAAUGGUCUGUUUCUCAAAUCUAUCCACAUAACCAAAGCUUCUGAACCUUGAAUAAUUGUGAAUCUUUUCUACAUCUUCUCUAAUGCUAUAUCUCUCCUUCUGGACUCCAUACUCCACUAAAGGCUGAACCAAUGUUUUAAACAAAAACUGAAAUUACUGGAGAAACCCAGCAGGUCUGGCAACAAAUAUGGAGAGAAAGCAGAGGCAACGUUUUGGGUCCAGUGACCCUUCUUCAGAACUGAUUGUAGCUAGGUAAAGGUGGUAUAUAUGCUGAAGACAGGGGUGAAGGUGUGGGGAAAAAAAACGAUAGAUGGUGAUGGAGCCAAGAGAGAACAAUGUUUUAUGUAUUUUUUAAAAAAAUCAAACCUUCCUUAACAAGCAGUGCAAAAUCUGCUAUUCCUUAACCUAAUGAAAUUGUUGUAUUAUGAAUUUCUGGACUGCUAAUAAUUCUGUCAGCAAGGAUCCACAAUGCAUGUUAUGGUUGAAAUAAAGUUGAAUCUCUUACAAGAUUAAUAUUGAACCAGAGGUGCAAAAUUAGUUUGAAUUUUGGAUCAUAACUGCACUUUUAAAAUGUUUUCUAUGUUUGUUACAAGGUCCAUAUUUUAAGGAAACUAUUCCUCUACCCUCCUAUUUUGAUAGAUAGCUCUGAUUGGUCUGUUUACAUGUAAUAUUACUCGUUAGAAAUUUCUAAACUUUAUUUUCAUUACUAAGCCAAGGCUAGAAAGUUUACUUCUCUAGGGAUUACUGAUGUUUUUUACUUUUUAACUCAUCAAAAAUCACUUAAAACAAUUCUGUACUAAAACAAUAUUUAUUGUAUUUCAAAAGCAAAAGGACCAAAUGACAAUCAUUGAAACAAUUAUACAUCUUUAAUGUAUAAACAUAAAUAUUGUUUAUCAUGAUUCAGUUUCUAUUGACCUGGAUAUCUAGUUACUGUAAACAUGAAGAUAUUUCUACUCCAGGUAAUGUACAAAAUAAAUAGUAAACACAUGAGGAAAAAUAAAAUCUUCAUGGGCUGUAGAGUUCAUACAAAAUAAAAUGUGGUACUCAGCCAUGAAGUAGUACUCACACCUGGCUAUGUCUAUUUGCACCACAAAGUCUUUCAUAUAAAUAUAAAUUUACUUUGUCCCACAAUGAACCUGAAUCUUCUGCUGUCCCAUAUCCAAGCCAAUAUGGCCAUUUUUUUGCUGGUCAGUCACUGAGGUAAUCACAAGCAUGAUUCCUUGCUCAACACCUAUAUACAAUCAAUUUGCUAUGACUCUACGAAUAUGAUGGCACAUUGCAACGAAUUGUCAAUGCACUGACUAUUGAAACGCCUGAGAUCAGCAAAUUCCACAUAGAUCACGUAUUGAAUCAUCAAAAAUCACUUAAAACAAUUCUGUACGAAAACAAUAUUUAUUGUAUUUCAAAAGCAAAAGGACCAAAUGACAAUCAUUGAAACAACAACUCUUGGAACAGCCACUCUUUCAAUCACUUCCACUAGCACUUCCCCAAGGUACUACCCAGUGGUCAGCAGUAGACUUACCCGAAUCAUAAAGUAACUUUUGGAUCAUAUGUUUGGAGUUUAGUGGUCUAGUUAAGGAUUUGUUUGUAUCUUGAAAGAAAAGGAAUGUUUCUUCUUUCAGAACUUUGUAUGUUAAAAACAUUUGUUUCUUAACAUUAGCUUUCUUUGAUUUGGAAAUUGUGUCCAGAAGAUCAAGAAUCAUGUGACUUUUUAAACAUCAAAUACAGGGCCACCAAUUGCUAUAAAUGCAAUAAAAGUGUAUUAAAAAGAGGUAGACUAUUGCUAUUGAAAAAUGUAUUGGGUUAACUUGAUUGCUUGAACAAUCUCUAGGUUUCUAGCAGUUUCAAGUAAAACAAUUCUACAUGAGGAGAAGACACAAGGGAAUUAAAUGCCACAAGUUAGUUUUGCAUGUACUCAUUUGCAUGGCUACCGUGCACAAAGUACUGAAACAG
Messenger RNA from Rhincodon typus (whale shark), 4411 nucleotides. RefSeq lists its product as uncharacterized. The coding region runs from base 234 to 542 and encodes 102 amino acids. Gene Ontology annotation, cellular component: EKC/KEOPS complex. Lineage: Eukaryota; Metazoa; Chordata; Chondrichthyes; Orectolobiformes; Rhincodontidae. The record is from RefSeq and is a predicted model, not a curated record. The transcript has 2 exons.